GUAAGAACUAGAUAGCAGUUAUCUAUAGCCAAUCUUUACCGUACCAAAUUGGCGCUCAAAAAUAAAUAAGCGUCUUGAAAGAUUACUGAGUUUUAACGUUAAAAUAUCUCCGGAAACAUGACCAACCGCCAUGAGACCAAGUACGAAAACCUAAGCAGCCACUUCCGGCUGAAGGGACACGAUUACCAGAAGCAGUUCUGCCACCUUUAUGCCCAUCGUCUGGCGGAGAUGACGCGCCUCCUUACGCCGCUGGCACAGAAGAAGUGGGGCAACAAGGAGUCCAUCAAGAAGCUGUGCGAGCUUCGCGGUGAGCAGGACGUCCACUGUAUCCUUAUUGGCACCAUCUACAAGCACCAGGCGCACAAGCCAAGCAUCCUGCGGGACAUAUCCGAGGAGAACCAAUUGGCCCCACAGCCGCCUCGACAGAAUUAUUCCGAGCCGGAGGACAAGAUUGUGCUAGAGGAUGAGCUGCAGCGGGUGCGUCUGCAGGGCGAGGUGAAGAGGGAGCUCAUGGCCACUGGAGUUGUGUGCGCUGCCCUCGGAGGAACCGACAGCGAAGGAUUCUUCAACGUGGAGGACAUUCUCUUCUACGAGAGUGGACCCCAGAAGCCGCUGGCUACGACUAAAAAGAGCCGCCUGCUGGUGCUCGUCUCGGGAUUAGACCAACUGCAGUCACACAACUUUGUGGAGGCCCUGAAUCUCUUCCAGUACUGGCUGGCGGGAAGUCUGGGAAAUGGCAAGGAAGCUGGCGCCAUGGUGCGUCUCAUUGUGGCUGGAAACUCGGUGAGAGCUAGUGCCAUGGCCCAUGUGCCUACUCUUCAGGUGGCCCGCACCCAGGCGAAUGCCAACGAUACCGUCCAGGCUGUAACCCAAUUGGACCAGUGGUUCGCAUCGUGGGCUCGCAGUCUGCCCGUGGACAUAAUGCCGGGAGCCUACGACCCGGCCAACUUUAUGCUACCCCAGCAGCCGUUCCACAAGUGCAUGUUUCCGCAGGCCGCCCAACUGGCCUCCUUUCAGGCUGUGACCAAUCCGUAUAAUUGUAGGUUGGACGAUGCCUUCGUCGUGGGAAGCUCUGGCCAAAAUGUCUCUGAUUUGCUGCGCAGCACUUCGCUGGACUCCGCCUUGGAGGCUCUUCGUUGCACCCUCACCUGGGGACACAUUGCACCCACCGCUCCGGACACACUGGCCUGCUAUCCGUACAUCGACAGCGAUCCCUUCAUCCUGCGCGAGUGUCCGCACGUGUACUUUGCCGGUAACUGCGAGUCCUUCGAAACGGCCCUGCACGAGGGAUCCCAAGGCAAGCGGACCCGUCUUGUGUGCGUGCCCAAAUUCAGCCGGACGCAGAGCGUGGCCGUGGUGGACCUGGACACGUUGGAGUGCCGCCAAGUCAACUUUAGUGCGGAUGCCGAAUAAAAGAUACAAUUAGCAUUAAUAAUACACCGUUUUAGUCUUGAGAA
Drosophila rhopaloa is the source of this 1457-nucleotide messenger RNA. It is a transcript of the gene PolD2, whose product is annotated as DNA polymerase delta subunit 2. Gene Ontology annotation, molecular function: DNA binding. NCBI's taxonomy places the organism in Eukaryota, Metazoa, Arthropoda, Insecta, Diptera, Drosophilidae. Gene Ontology annotation, cellular component: delta DNA polymerase complex. The coding region runs from base 118 to 1413 and encodes 431 amino acids. The transcript has a single exon. Gene Ontology annotation, biological process: DNA strand elongation involved in DNA replication; DNA replication. The record is from RefSeq and is a predicted model, not a curated record.